Molecule: messenger RNA, 3448 nt
Organism: Annulohypoxylon maeteangense
Lineage: Eukaryota; Fungi; Ascomycota; Sordariomycetes; Xylariales; Hypoxylaceae
Exons: 5
Coding region: 498-2927 (809 amino acids)
Biological process (GO): regulation of DNA-templated transcription
Cellular component (GO): RSF complex
Source: RefSeq, a predicted model, not a curated record
CAAAUCGCGCCUAGAAAUUUAUUCUCCAAAAAUCAAUACCAAUACGCCAUAUUUUGACAACUGCACUCGACCUCACGCACUCACAUCGCUUGAUAAACUGCCGAAUGUUUGACGGUGCGCCUUUUUCAAUCGUCGACGGCAGCUAAUAGGCUAUCGUAUAUUCGACAUCGCCAAACCAACCCAAUACAUCUUUUGGGUAUUGGCCGUAAUCAAAUCCCAGUUCCCUUUUCCCUAAACUCAUCGCCAUGAAAUAUCUCAUCAAGCUUGAGUCUACGUUUAAUUCACCUUAACAUUCAACCUUCAACCUUUAACAAACCUAACCUUAUUUAUUGACACAUUGACCCGCCUUUACCGCUUACAGACUGUCAACUACCAACUUUUCCGAUCAUUCUACCUUAAUCUCAAUUAAUCGCCAGCUUCAUCGAAUUCUUUCGGAUCCCUUUCGCAUCUUCCAUCUACACGAUCGCCCGGUCGCAAACAACAGUACGCUUGCCAUUAUGGUCUCAUCAAGAAAGCGCGCCUUGCGCGAUGUCGAACCCGAUGCCGACACGCAAGAGAUCCCUCGAGAGUUAACCUUGCUUCAGCGCAUCAGGAACACUUGGCAAUUUGCCAAUCUGUUUCAGUGGAUCUACCUAUUCGGCAAGGUAGUCAAGAUCGACGAUAGUAUUGAUAUAGAUGACCUCGAAACCGAAUGUCUGAAGCCUCGUUCUUCCGUUUUAGUCAAUAUUGGUCUUGCCCUACUCAAAUUCGUAUCGUCACAUCGUGGCUUGACGCCGGACCUCUUUGACGAGUACACACGCCGACAAUAUGUUGCAAAGGCACCCGAUCGAAACCCAUUCGGCACUGCCGAGACACCUGCCAAGUUUGAUGACUUCGACGCCUUCACAAAGCUCAAAGUUUUACAGCAGCUAACCCAAUGGGUUAUGUUGCAUCCCGAACGCAUCCGAGAAAAGAUGGAUGAGCAGAAACCAAGUGACCAAACCGAAUGGAGAAUCGAACCGUCUGGCUGGGACAGUGAUGAUCGUACCUACUAUAUCCUAGAUGAUAACCGGAUAUACCGUAUGACAGAGACCCCUCCCGCACCCUCGCCCUGGAAGCCAAAGAAGAAUACCAAGAAAGCCAAAGCCGCGGCGAGGGCCGCCAAAAGGCGUCGCGUGUCAAGGUCUACUGCACAAAACGGCGAGGAUGCUGACGAUGGCACUGCCUCGGACGCCGACCAACCUACCGAGUUAGAAGACGAUGGUCUUGGGAAUGCAAAGUGGGAGUGCAUUGCGACGAACCUUUCCGAGGUACAAAAUUUCCUCGACACCAUUCGAAAAACUCGAGAUGAGAAUGAGAAGGUCUUGAGGACUACCGUUGAAAAUCAUCUGCUUCCUAUUCUAGAAAAGCAGGAGGAGUCACGAAAGAGAAAGGCUCUACAGAGAGAGAAAGAGCUUCUCAGUCUAGAAAAGAUGGCGCAUGCUAAACGAUCUAGUCGUCUUGCCAACAAGGCUGAGCAACAGCGAUUAGAUCAACUAGCUAAGGAAGACGAGCAGAAACGCCGCGCAGAGGAGGCUACGGCUCGUAAGGAAGAACAGAAACGAAUCAAGAUGGAGAAGGAACGUGACAACCGUAUGAUGUCGCGCACGCAACGACUCAAGGAACGAGACAUCCGCCGGCGACAGCACGAAGACGAAUUAGCUCAACUAUCUGAGGAUAGCAAGAAUUUAAGCACAGGGGCUGGUCGAUUAUCCGAAAGGCGGCUAAAGGCGGAAAUCGAGAAGAAUAGGCAAGCCCUACAGGAUCUCGAAGAGGAAGAUGAUUGGAUCUUCGAUUGUAUCUGCGGCGUCUACGGUCAGGUUGAUGAUGGCACUCACAGCGUCGCGUGUGAGACAUGUAAUAUCUGGCAACACAGCAAAUGUGUAGGGAUCAGCGAGGAAGAAGCAGACCGCGAUGAUUUCCAUUUUAUUUGCAAGAGCUGCCGGCAAAAGAGUUCUCUACGUGCGACAACACCGAAGUCCCCGGUCAUCAAAUUAAAGGUCAAUCAGACCAAUGCUCCGUCGUAUCCUAUGAAGUCAGAUAACUCGCCUGUCCCUGAACAGGCUCGACUUGCUCAACGUUCCGGUAUCGUGGUUGAGAUACCCACAAAGCCUGGCGAUGGCACUCAACUGUCUCGCCCGGUCAACGGCGCCGACGACUCGCAACUUGAACCGACCACUCAGCCAGUAAUCCCCAUAAAGCAAGGGGGCCAACCAAGCGCCCCUUUGCCAUCAUCACCGUUCGCCAACGGCGACGGGCUUAAUCCAUUCUCCUCUCCGCACCCGAAUCUAUCACCUCCCGAACAGUCGCCCAAUAAAGCCAGGGCCUAUUCAACCAUGUUCAACCCGUCAUCCUCGCCAAUCCCAAGAAGUCGUUCAGGGGACAAAGCGCCGCAGAAGGGAUUGUUCCAUGUCUCGCCGAAGGUCAAUGGCUCUAUACAACCGACACCAUCAAGUAGUCUCCCGCCUCAUGCAGAUGCAUACGUACCUCCAGUCGCAGCUAGGUCCGACUCACCCUUGAAGCAACCUUUUGACGCCGCUACUCAUAAUUUGGCGGUCCUUUCCCCUCCGACGGUGUCAUUCCCUGCUGUAGCGCGGCCUCCAAGUAGUGAUGCCAGUACCCAGCAUGCGACACUUACCACUCCGCAACUCAAAAAGCAAGGAGUAAGGCUUGAUAUAACACCUAGUCUCCCGCCGACCCAGAAUGGGCUCUCACCCCUGAAACGCUCAUCGCCGCCCAACCGGCGCUCCGGUGGUGGCCCAUCUUCAACACCAGCACCUGCAAUUCUGCCACCAGCGACAGCAUUAUCACCGUCACCCGCCCAGCAAAUUUUAACACCGCCAGUCAAGUCUGCUGAUCCCGGGCGGUCAGCAUCACAUAACUCCGGCGGCGUCAGUGGGGGCGGAUGAUCCGACAUGUCUCAACCAGAAUGCUUGAAUAAGCAGCCGACUGGAUAUAUCCGAGUCGUCGAGUGAUGAAAGCUUCUGUAGCCUCAAUGAGGCAAAUUGCGGUUUUCGGACCAACUCUCGCAUUGCGACUUGGAUUGUCAUCAGUGCGAUGAGAUCACAAAUUCCGAACCCAUCAUUCACCAGCAAUUACCUUUCGACAUGUCAUCACAGGACGGGCAUGUUUUCGUGCUCUAGUAGCAUAGAUUUCCGCCUCAAGGGGGACUAGGCAAAACAGCCUUGUAGGUGGCACUUUUAUUAGGCCUUUGGAAGCAUAGAGGCGUGGAAGCAUAAGAGGCUGCAAUACUAGACAGUUGCAUGAUGCACCUUAUGGCGUACAAGAUAGGGCGAACUUCGAUAUGUAGAUUAACGGAGACGUAUAAGACGUGCUUUUAUAUGUGCUGAUGACGAAAAAUCGAGCCGGCCCAGUAAUUAUUCUGUGCUUUACUUAUUUACAACGAGAGGGGAUCGGAAAUCAGCGUGAC